UCAAAAAGUUCAGCCAGUCCAGCCAGUCCAGUCCAAUACCCAUCAAAAAGCUAUCUUCCCUAUCUCAUCUCGCCCUGGAAUUCUUGGACGAGAACGUGGUUAGGCCGUUCCUCACAAGACUGGAUCGGGACCAUCCCAUUGGAAUCCAUUGGAACCGGUACACCUGGACUUGGCUAAAUAUAUGCUAAAGGUAUGCUAAAGGUAGGGGAUAUAGGGGAAUCUAAUAUACUGGAUUGUGGGGAGGGGAAGCGCUGACGCGAUCAAUGCAUCAUCAUUCCUGCUUGGAAUCUGGAUAUAUGAGACAGUCCCUUGGUAAGGCUUCACUUACCUUCCCUUGGUUACGUAGUCCACGAGGUGAUGAAUAACUAGCUGCCCUCUCUUACCUUACCAUUUAUUGCCAUCCUUCCCGAUAUUAUCAUCCCCCUCUCUCACUACCCCUGGCCUCUCUUUUCUCCUUCCCAACAUCCUUGACAACCCAAAAGCAUCUGAAACGGUAUUAAUCAUGGAGAAAAUCAAGAGCAUUUUGAGUCCCGGCAAGCAUGUCGAGGAUGAGAUCUUGUAUGGGUCUGGUGGCGGCGGCCAAUAUGAGCAUACUGGCCGCGAGGCACCAGGCUCGACAGGUGCUGGUUACUAUGGUCAAACCAGUAGCCAACCUCAGAUAUACAACAGGGGGGGAGACCCCAUCCCCAGCCAACCCUCAACCGCACAGGAUUACGGUAAGACCGGAGAUGAAUACCUGGCAGCCGAGAAAGAACGGGCUGCGAAAUCCAGGGUAGCGAGGGAGUCAUCUACAACGGAGAAGAAAAACGGCCACCGCAAAUCGCGAUCUGGUGAGCACAAAGAGAGCCGCAACCCUUACACGCAGCAGGCUGUUGGUCCUCGGCUUGGAGAAGGCUCUGAAGAGUCCAAGAUAGCAGCACGUAAUGCUCAAGCUCAGGCCAUAGGCGCUGGUUAUUCCAUUGCCCAGGGCAGCCAGGGUGCAGCUGCUGCUGGUCUUGUUGGCACGGCAGGCGCAGCAGGUGCAGCAGGUGCAGCAGGCACUUCGAAGAAAGGGGUCACAAUGGUGCCCAUGGAGACAGACUCACCCCAUGGUGAAGUGGUAGGAAGAACAGUAUCGGGUCACCACACGGUGGAACGAACAGCGUCCGGCCAGUACAGGACUCGCCUGGCGAGUAUAAUCGAUCCAAACUAUGGAGAAGGCGUUAAAACGUCGGAGAGCGCAGAACCACGCGUUGCUAGCGUCGCCCUGCCUAAUGGCACGAAAUAUAUCGACCCAAAGGCGGCCGAGGAUUAUGGGCUGGGCUACAACCCCCCUACCGGUUCGGGCUACGGAGGCCAGGGACAGCCUCAGGUUGCGACGACGAAGUCUGAGGCUGACCACGCCGUUAGUGGUGACCAAACGGGCCACAAGGGUGCUGGGGUAGUGGGAGCUGGUGUUGCCGGUGCUGCUGUGGCAGAUGCAGGUUAUGAGGGCACAAAGACAGACAGGGCACAGCCUCGUGAUGUCGAUGACCCUGCAUACAGGACGUCUCGGGUGCAUGGCGUCGAGGAAACUACUACAACUCACAAAGCCGAUAAAUCCGCCAAGAAAGCUGCAUCCAAGGCGGCUCCAGAAAGACUCGACGAAUCUGCAUACGCGGUUAAGCCCACAGCAGCCAGGUAUGGUGAUGUCGGCAACGACUAUGGCAAGGGCGUGAAAGAUCCUCGCUACGGUUUGCCUAUAGCCGCUGCAGGAAUCAGUGCUGAGGAGGCCGCGGCCAUACGCAGGAAUGAGGCCAAUGUGGCCCGGCCCGCUGCACAGGGUCAAGCCUAUACGGGCAGACCGACUACAGUGGAACAGGAUUAUGCCGCCCAGCCUGCGACGGCAAAUCAAGCUUAUGGCACCCAGCACGCUACACAGGCUGAGCAGCAAGCAGCCAAACAUGCGGAGGAGAAGAAGCCCAGCCGCCGCUCCAGCAUCUUAGGGUUCCUUCACCUAGGCAAAGACAAGAAAAAACACAGCAAAGACGCGCAGCGCCAACCAUACACCGACCUCACCGGCCAAGCUCCCCUCGGCUCCGUAGCAGGUACCGGGUUCGGACAACAACAGUCGUUGGUACCGGGAUCAACGGUUGGACAUGGCCAGACUGCUGAUCUGGCGUAUCGCGAUCGCAUGCCUAGCACGGCUGAUGUGCCGGCUUUCACUGGUGGGCUUGUGGGGCCUAAUGGAACGCCAUUGAGGGGUGCUUCUGCUGCCAACCCGGACUCGUCUGCUUGGGCAAAGUCUACCGAGAAGGAAGUUAUGGAUAGGGGUGGUAUGGGACAAGGGGCUUAUGGUAGUGGUGGUGGUGCUGCGACUAACCAGGCGGCAUAUGGUGACACUGGUGCGACCAACCAGGCUGCAUAUGACACUGGAAUCGAUGAGUCCUAUGCUGCACCUACCGGCACUGGAGCUACUCAAGUUAGAGCGACUCAAAAGUCGGGCUCUCUUGGAGCAGCAACUACUGGCGGCGCCAUCGUUGCUGGAGCCGCCGCGGGGGGUCUAGCUGCUGGUGGAGUGCGUGGUUCGCAAGCCCACGAGGGAGUAGCCUCAGACUACAACAUGCAGAGCGCCCAAGACAAGGGCGCUCCAAAUCAAGAUCACCUCUACGACCAAGUCAGCCCACGCAGCUCCAAGGCGCAGCAGCAGACGAACUACAAGGAGACAAAGACCAACCACUCCAAGGAGACGACGAAGUCGAACCACAAAUCCCACAAUAAGGACAAGAACAAUACUGCCUAUGCUGGUAGUGAUGACGCCCAGACUCGUGAUGCUGAGUAUGGUGGCUAUGAGAAUGAUCCUCGGAUGGGCAGUGCUGCUCAAGGUGGGUAUGGUAGUAACGCGCCUACCUAUGAUACCUCCGCCACCAAUGGAGCAGUGUCUAACAGCGUUGCUUAUGGCGGGAAGGAAACUCAGGCUAGAAACGCUGCCUAUAGCGGCGGGGCACAGAAUGCCGGUGAGGCUGCCUUCGGCAACGAAGAGUAUGUUGGUAGUGGACUGUCGCGCCAUGGCACGACGAAGGUGGCUGAAAGGGAGGGCCACCAUGUGCUGCAUAAGGGCCCGCCUGCUAGCCACCCUGCAGCCGCUAUGGCGGGGGUGGAGUAAGGUGUCUUUGAGGUUAAUACGGGGUUUAUAUAAUGGAUAUGUUGGGGGCGGGUGGCUAGGGUUGUUGGGGAUGGAUUGGUAUUGUUUGAUUAUGUAUGCUCUUGGAUUUCUGUUCUUUUGAUACUUGUAAUACUCCAGAUUGCAAAAACUUUAUAAAAAUAGCAUGG
Pseudogymnoascus destructans is the source of this 3291-nucleotide messenger RNA. RefSeq lists its product as uncharacterized. The transcript is spliced from 4 exons. The record is from RefSeq and is a predicted model, not a curated record. NCBI's taxonomy places the organism in Eukaryota, Fungi, Ascomycota, Leotiomycetes, Thelebolales, Thelebolaceae. The coding region runs from base 503 to 3124 and encodes 873 amino acids.